UCCCGGGAGGUGGAGACACUAGGCAGCCCGCGGGAGCGGAGGGCUCACUCCCAGGCGGAGCGGAACUGCGGCCGAGUACUGACCAGUGUGUUCCAGGAGGCUAAGGGCUGGGUGUGUGCGGAUAUCCUCCGAGACCUAAGCAACAAACGCUAAGGAAGAAGGAAGGAAUGAGGCUGGAUACAGUGCAGUAAAACUGAGCACUUCCAGGACAGGAAAAGGCACUACAACUGCGCCCUGCUUUGUGCAAUCAUAAUGAGAACUUACCAUUACUUCUUGCUGCUUUUUUGGGUUGGUCAGCCCUACCAAAGUUUCUCAAGCCCCUUCUCUAAGAGGACUAGUGGCUUUCCAGAGAAGAAAAAGAUACUGGAGCUAUCUGGAAGUAGCAAGAAUGAGCUUAAUCGAGCAAAAAGGAGCUGGAUGUGGAAUCAGUUCUUCCUCUUGGAGGAAUACACAGGAUCCGAUUAUCAGUAUGUUGGCAAGUUACAUUCAGACCAAGAUAGAGGAGAUGGAUCACUUAAAUAUAUCCUUUCAGGAGAUGGAGCUGGAGAUCUCUUCAUUAUUAAUGAAAACACUGGGGACAUCCAGGCCACCAAGAGACUAGACAGGGAAGAAAAGCCUGUGUAUAUCCUUAGGGCACAGGCUAUAAACAGAAGAACAGGAAGACCAGUAGAACCAGAGUCUGAGUUCAUCAUAAAAAUCCAUGAUAUCAACGAUAAUGAGCCAAUGUUUACCAAGGAUGUUUACACUGCUACUGUUCCUGAAAUGUCUGAUGUUGGCACUUUUGUUGUUCAAGUCACUGCAACUGAUGCUGACGAUCCCACCUAUGGGAACAGUGCUAAAGUAGUCUACAGUAUUCUCCAAGGACAACCUUAUUUUUCAGUUGAAUCUGAGACAGGCAUCAUAAAAACAGCGUUGCUCAACAUGGAUCGAGAAAAUCGAGAGCAGUAUCAAGUGGUUAUUCAAGCUAAGGACAUGGGAGGCCAGAUGGGAGGCUUAUCUGGGACCACCACAGUGAAUAUUACCCUCACUGACGUGAAUGAUAAUCCUCCUCGUUUUCCUCAGAGCACUUACCAGUUUAAAACUCCUGAGUCAGCCCUUCCAGGUACACCAAUUGGCAGAAUCAAAGCAAUUGAUGCUGAUAUUGGUGAAAAUGCAGAAAUUGAGUACAGCAUCACUGAUGGAGAAGGUUUAGACAUGUUUGAUGUUAUCACUGACCAGGAAACACAGGAAGGAAUUAUCACUGUCAAAAAGGCUUUGGACUUUGAAAAGAAAAAACUGUAUACCCUCAAAGUGGAAGCUUCCAAUCCACGUGUGGAGCCCCGUUUCCUCUACUUGGGCCCAUUUAAAGAUACAGCCACAGUUAGGAUCAUGGUGGAAGAUGUCGACGAACCUCCUGUGUUUGGUAAACUAGCCUAUGUUCUGCAAAUAAGAGAAGAUGCUCAGAUAAACAGUACAAUAGGCUCAGUGUCAGCCCAGGACCCUGAUGCUGCCAAGAAUCCUGUCAAGUAUUCUGUAGAUCGACACACUGAUAUGGACAGAAUAUUCAACAUUGAUUCUGGAAAUGGUUCCAUUUUUACUUCUAAACUUCUCGACCGAGAAACAUUGCUGUGGCACAACAUUACUGUCAUAGCAACAGAGAUCAACAAUCCAAAACAAAGUAGCCGUGUACCUUUAUUUAUCAAAGUUCUGGAUGUCAAUGACAAUGCCCCAGAGUUUGCUGAAUUCUAUGAAACUUUUGUAUGUGAAAAAGCAAAGGCAGAACAGCUGAUCCAGACCCUGACUGCUGUUGACAAGGAUGACCCUUACAAUGGGCACCAGUUUUCCUUCUCCUUGGCUCCUGAAGCUGCUGGCAGUUCGAACUUCACUAUUCAUGACAACAAAGACAACACAGCAGGAAUCUUGACUCGGAAAAAUGGCUAUAAUAGACAUGAAAUGAGUACCUACCUCCUGCCUGUGGUGAUCUCUGACAAUGACUACCCAAUUCAGAGCAGCACAGGGACCGUGACCAUCCGUGUCUGUGCAUGCGAUCAUCACGGCAACAUGCAGUCCUGUAAUGCAGAGGCACUCAUUCAUCCAACUGGACUAAGUACUGGUGCUCUGGUUGCCAUCCUCUUGUGCAUCAUUAUACUUCUAGUGACGGUGGUACUUUUUGCAGCUCUGAGGCGGCAGAGGAAGAAGGAACCUUUGAUCAUUUCCAAAGAGGACAUCAGAGACAACAUUGUCAGUUACAAUGAUGAAGGUGGUGGAGAAGAAGACACUCAGGCCUUUGAUAUUGGCACACUAAGAAAUCCUGAAGCCAUAGAAGACAAUAAAUUACGGAGAGAUAUUGUGCCAGAGGCACUUUUUCUUCCUCGACGGACUCCAACAGUACGCGAUAACACUGAUGUCAGAGAUUUCAUUAACCAAAGGUUAAAGGAAAAUGAUACAGAUCCUACUGCCCCACCAUAUGACUCCUUAGCUACCUAUGCAUAUGAAGGCAAUGGCUCUGUGGCAGAGUCCCUGAGCUCCUUGGAGUCUGUCACUACAGAUGGAGAUCAAGACUAUGAUUACCUUAGUGACUGGGGGCCGCGGUUUAAGAAGCUGGCAGACAUGUAUGGUGGCACAGACAGUGAUAAAGACUCUUAAUAUGUUGCCUUUUUUCAUUUUCCAAUACAGCAUUGAGAUAUGUGAAGUGGCUAUUUCUUUAUAUUUAUCCACAGCUCUGUGAAGGGUCCUGUAUUCCAAAUGUUAAUGACUGCAGUCUGUGUGGAUCAAAUGUUAGAGACUUUUUCUAGUAAACUUUUAUGAGUUUCCAAGAGGCAAAGUUUUAUUUUUUAGUGCAUCCAGUUUACCAACCCAGUCUUUCAGGCACAGUGGUAGUAGAGAGGACAGGGAGCAAUAUUUUUACUUGUUCUCUCAGUGUAUAUUUGAGGACAUUAUUCUUUCCGCUCACCUGUUCUUUUGACUAGCUUUCAUCAAUUCAACUCAGAUGACUGUUCUAACUGUACGUUACACAUACUGAUGUGAUAAGGAAUUGCAAUUUAACCUAAAUACAUUAUUCUAGUAAAAGUAAUGGGGGAGGAGUAACUAUGAAACUAGUAUUGGCUGACAAAGAGAUGAAAAAAAUCAUGUAUACUGUAAUUUUGCAGGUAAUUCAGAAAUACCAGUUAGCCAUU
Vombatus ursinus (common wombat) is the source of this 3155-nucleotide messenger RNA. Its product is annotated as cadherin-6. Gene Ontology annotation, molecular function: calcium ion binding; cadherin binding. Bases 253 to 2625 code for a protein of 790 amino acids. The transcript has 12 exons. Gene Ontology annotation, cellular component: plasma membrane; catenin complex; adherens junction. Lineage: Eukaryota; Metazoa; Chordata; Mammalia; Diprotodontia; Vombatidae. Gene Ontology annotation, biological process: adherens junction organization; cell morphogenesis; homophilic cell-cell adhesion. The record is from RefSeq and is a predicted model, not a curated record.